Messenger RNA from Austrofundulus limnaeus, 2268 nucleotides. RefSeq names its product properdin. NCBI's taxonomy places the organism in Eukaryota, Metazoa, Chordata, Actinopteri, Cyprinodontiformes, Rivulidae. The record is from RefSeq and is a predicted model, not a curated record.
AUGGGGACUCUGAGAGUUCUGCUGCUGUUGGUUCCCCUGCUGGUCUCUGUGGACCGCUCAGUUCGCCCACCUGGUCCUCCUGGUCCCCCUGGUCCUUCUGUAAUGUCCUGUGUGGUCAGGGAGUGAGGCAGAGGAGCAGGAAGUGUUAYGGCAUCGGUGAAUCAGAGUGUGAGGGCCCUCAAGACAAACUACAAACAGAGCCGUGUAACGGCACCUGCUGCACAGAUCCUGGCUGGGACUCCUGGCUCCCCUGGACCCCCUGCUCGGUCAGCUGUGAAGGACAAGGAUUCAGGCAGAGACAGAGGGUCUGCUCCAGCCCCCUCGAGUGUCAGCACCUGGCUUGCACGGGCCACUCAUUCGAGACGGAGAUAUGUGAGGCCCUCAACAAAUGUCCAGUCCACGGGGGUUGGUCCGGGUGGACUGCUUGGUCUCAGUGUUCCGGUACGUGCAUCAAYGACCAGCCUGGAAGCACAAACGUGCCCACAAGAGAACGACAGCGCUCCUGCUCAAACCCCACCCCUUCCACGGACACGAACCCACMGGGCAACAGUUGCCCAGGAGACUCYGUCCAGAGGCAGACCUGCAGCGAGUUGCCCAACUGCCCAGUGGAUGGCAACUGGGGGGCGUGGUCUGCGCCUGGACCGUGCUCCGUCACAUGUGGGGAGGGGCUGCAGCUGUCCAUGAGGGAGUGUGACAGCCCCGCCCCUAAAUAUGGUGGCAAAACGUGUGAGGGGUCGAGCACUCAGACCAGAGUCUGUCGGAGUCCCUGCCCCGUUCACGGGUUCUGGUCCGGAUGGUCAAACUGGGGCGAGUGUUCAUCUCCCUGUAUACCACAAAACCAGCCAUCCGUUAGGACUCGCCAACGCUCGUGCUCUAACCCCGCCCCCUCGUCAAACCCACGUGGGCUCUCUUGUGAGGGUGAAGCCACCCAAUCAGAAAGCUGUGACCAGCUGCCUUACUGCUCAGUGAACGGCAACUGGGGUCCGUGGUCUCCCUACACUCCCUGUCYUGUUACCUGUGGGGUCGGCCUCCGGGUGUCCUUCAGAAGAUGUGAUAGCCCUUCUUCCAAACAUGGAGGCCAUCCAUGUCCCGGAGAAGAAAAACGAAGCAUCAUCUGUUCAACAAACGUUCACUGUCCAGUUAAUGGUGUCUGGUCAGAGUGGACCCCAUGGGGAAAAUGCAAAUUUCCAUUUGGUGAUARGGACAUCCACUGCAGGCCGAUGGGUGGCAAGCAGUCCCGAGAGCGCAGGUGUCUUCAUCAAGCUCAUAACGGGUCCAUCUGCGAAGGAGACAAACUGUCAGAAUCCCAGGUCUGCUACGAUGUCGACAACUGCCGCCAGAUCUGCCAAAGCAAAACCAGCUGCGUCCCAUUGAAAGGCACCUGGAGAGGCUGGGGAGAAUGGGAGUACUGUAAACCGUCUUGUGGAGAAAACUCUAAACGCAGGAGGUUUUUGAUCUGUAAACCGGACUUCGAGRGUUACAGAAAAACCAUCGGUCGACUAGGGGAAGAGGCUACCUUCUCUGGAACCCCAAAACCCGACUGCGGCAACACGCCAGAUGGAGAGAAAAAAUUCCAGUUUCAAGAGUGUCACAACGUUCCUCCCUGCACCGACAAUUAAACCGUGUCUUUACACCAAGGCAGUGAGUGCAAAAACUGCUCCAUUCUGUAUUUUUGUGCUGUUUUUUAUUAAAACUUUUUCAGGUUGACAGGUUGCACUCUGUAUGUGCUGCCACCUAGUGGACAUUUUAUUUACAAGUAGAACGGAACAAAAUGGUUUGGACUGAAACAAACACAUGAAUUAUGCAGUUCUUAUGAGCCAAAAAGAAAAGCAGUAAAUUUGAUUGGCCAUUUGUUUAUAUAUUAUAUUACAGAUAUUUGUUUAUCUAUAUUUCUUCCAUAAUGAGACCUGACCUGAAAUCCACCUGUUGCAGGUAAAGUUUGUGUAAUUCAUGUUUUUUUUUUUUUUAUCUGUGAUUGUUUCUGCCUCCAUCAGCACAUUGUUGCCCCUUAGAGGCAAUCUCAGGAAUAACAACCUAAGGUGUGGUCUUCGUUUGGCUGUUUUAAUGCUUCUUAUAUCUUUGAUCUGCUUCUAUAGUAAAGCAUAUUUGUGAAGUAAGACUAAAAGUAAAAAAAUAAUAAUAAAUAGUCUGAAUGAUUUUUCAUGCUCAUUUCUGAGAUGUAAUAAAUUCUUGUAGGCCUCUUGUCUUUUUGUGCAAACUGUCAAUCUGUUUUGAAACAAAUAAAGGAAAAAGCUUAUUUUAAUUUUG